Messenger RNA from Haemorhous mexicanus (house finch), 2623 nucleotides. Its product is annotated as melanin-concentrating hormone receptor 1-like. The record is from RefSeq and is a predicted model, not a curated record. Gene Ontology annotation, molecular function: neuropeptide binding; melanin-concentrating hormone receptor activity. Gene Ontology annotation, cellular component: neuron projection; membrane. NCBI's taxonomy places the organism in Eukaryota, Metazoa, Chordata, Aves, Passeriformes, Fringillidae. Gene Ontology annotation, biological process: neuropeptide signaling pathway. The coding region runs from base 358 to 1464 and encodes 368 amino acids. The transcript is spliced from 2 exons.
AGGCUGGCUGUGACCGGGAGGGCGCAGGUCCCAGCCAUCCCCUCGGGUGCGAUGUGCAGGGGCACUGCCCAGCCCCGGUGUCGGUCCCGCUCCGCAGCCGCGUUCCCUCCCACCGGCGGCGCCGAGGGAUGCUCACCCCCGGCGUGUCUGCCCGAGUCAGCUGCUCCUUGAUGUCAGAACCUGCUCGGGCUCGGCGGGAGCGGCACCGAGCGCAGCCGAGCCUCAGCCGCCGCUCCCCGGCUCUGGGAGGGCUCCCUCGUCCUCCCGCGUCCCGCCUGGGAAGCGCGGGGGCGCGGCCCGACCCUCCGCGGGGAAUUCGCCCAACUUUCUCCGUCCCGGCUCCCGGCACUCGCUGCUAUGGCCCCCGGCAACUCUUCCCGCAACUUCUCGGCGCCGGAGGCUCAGAACGGGUCAGUAGCAGAGAAGCCAGCACCACACACCAAUGUGAUCAUGCCCAGUCUCUUCAGCAUCAUCUGCUUCCUGGGCAUCAUGGGGAACCUCAUUGUGAUCUUCACUAUCGUCAAGAAGAAGAAGCUGAGAUGCAAACAGACUGUGCCUGAUAUUUUCAUCUUCAACCUCUCCAUCGUGGACCUCCUCUUCCUCUUGGGCAUGCCCUUUCUCAUCCACCAGCUCUUAGGCAACGGCUCGUGGUACUUUGGAGCUCCCCUGUGCACCAUCAUCACCGCCCUGGACACAAACAGCCAGAUCACCAGCACCAACAUCCUCACAGUGAUGACACUGGACCGUUACCUGGCCACCGUCUACCCCCUCAAGUCCACCUAUGUCCGGACGCCGUGUGUGGCGGCUCUUGUCAUCUGCCUGGUGUGGCUCCUGUCCUUCCUGACCAUCAUCCCCGUGUGGAUGUAUGCAGGCCUCAUGCCUCUGGAGGACGGGACAGUGCGCUGUGCUCUCCUGCUCCCGAACCCAGAGACUGACAUCUACUGGUUCACCCUCUACCAGUUCAUGCUGGCCUUUGCUGUGCCCUUGGUCAUCAUCUGCGUGGUCUAUUUCAAGAUCCUCCAGCACAUGGCCACCACCGUGGUCCCGCUGCCCCAGAGGAGUCUCCGGGUGCGUACCAAGAAGGUCACCCGAAUGGCAGUCGCCAUCUGUUCUGCCUUUUUUAUUUGCUGGGCUCCCUUCUACAUCCUCCAGCUCGUUCACCUGGGCAUCGACACCCCAUCCAUGGCCUUCUUUUACGCCUACAACUUCGCCAUUAGCUUGGGCUACGCCAACAGCUGCCUCAACCCCUUCCUCUACAUCGCCCUCAGCGAGACCUUCAAGCGCCAGUUCUUGGUGGCCAUUCGCCCUGCCAAAGAGCCCUGUCGCAACAGCAGCUCUGCCAACAACAACAGCAUGACAGAGGCCAGCGUGUGCCUGAAGCUGGCACCAGAAUCCACCCAGCAGACUCAGUUUCAGGAGGACUUUUCCCCACGCUCGCUGCCAGUGACUGUGGCUGUUCACUAGGGCAGAAGAAAGCCUCUGGAUCUGUGAUUUGAUGGAGGAGCAGCAGCUUCAGGCAGGUCUUGGAGAUGCCUAUGGACCACAAACUUCCACCUCCAAAAUGCAGGUGCCUCCUUUUUCCAUUACUCUGUUCCUGCACUGCUCCCAGCCUAUGACAUGCUGUGUGCUGCUGCUUUUCACCCUGCACAGGAGCACUCUGCCACCACUGGGCCCCCAAAGAGGAUGAAUGGAAAAGAGAAAAAGGACAGAAAGAGGAUUUCUGGAGGGAAUAUUCACCCUACAUGAGUAAAACCUCUAUCAACACUGCCCAAUAAUUCCUCACCUCUUGGCCCAAGAGUUCUAAGCAGCUUGUCAACAUAGAGCUUCUUCAUUCAAACCUUGAACCUUUGAACCACAAUGUCAUAUAUAUUUUUUUUAAUAAGUAAUCUGCAGACUUUGCUGGCAGUGCUGAUACCCUAGAAGCACACAGCAGAGAGACCUUGGGGACAGAAGUCUCACCCAGCCCUGUUGCUUUGCUUUUCAGUCCAGCCCCAUCUGCUUCCAGUGGGCUGUACUGUUUGGCAACCAAAACAUUUCAAGAACUGGCUCAUUUUGAUGCUAAUCCUAAAUAUUUCAAGCAAAAUAAGACACAUAAUAAUCACACUGCUUCAAGGGACUGCAAGGAAUUCUCAAAACUGCUGCUGCUAACACCAGCUUUGUGGGUUUUCACGCCAAUGAGCAGAUUGUCACAGUGCUAGCUCUUCAUGCCGCUCUUGUGCCUCAUGCACGGCCAUUGGGGAACCCCUGGCAGAAGGUUUUAAGCAGGACUAAAAAUCACCAUCUGUGGAGUGAGAAGCUGUGAAAAAGCAGCUCAGGGGAAGCAGAGUUGCUUAUGCAGCUUCCUCAAAAAUAACAAAUUCUUUACACAAAGUUAAAAGAGGGAAUAUUAAAUGUCUGUGUGUUGUAUAUGCAGCUUUAACAGUCGGAGGUUAGGAAGUAACUCUGCUCAUUAUAAAGUAGAGAAAAGACAGCAGAGAUCAGCUCAAAGCAGGGAUUACACCGACAGCCUGUGCUGGGCUCCACAGGGACCACGCAGGCAUUGUUCAGCACUUUGUCAGACAUGGAGGGCUGGUUACUGUAGAUGGAUUUAAUUUAAAGAAUUAAAAAGAUCAAACACUCCAAA